AUGGAGAUCGAGUUUCACUUCCAGGCGAUUCUCCUGCCUCCCUCUCAGUCCAUAGCUGUUGACGGCUUCCGGCAGGUCCACAACAUCUCCGUCUUCUUCGCCUCGCCGUCGCUCAUCGUACAAGGCUCCUUCCUCAACCCUGGCGAGCUCGGCUUCACUCCCUCCUCCCUCCUCGGGGAGAGAUCAGGCGAGACUGUAGCUCCAGUAGCUGACGGAGUCUGCGACACUUUCAGCUUCUUCGACUGUCAUGCAGAGAAGGAAUGGGACGAGUGCGUCGCCCUCAGGGAGAGGUGCAGAGGAGAGAACUGA
Molecule: messenger RNA, 309 nt
Organism: Guillardia theta CCMP2712
Lineage: Eukaryota; Cryptophyceae; Pyrenomonadales; Geminigeraceae
Exons: 4
Coding region: 1-309 (102 amino acids)
Source: RefSeq, a predicted model, not a curated record